Pan troglodytes (chimpanzee) is the source of this 3596-nucleotide messenger RNA. It is a transcript of the gene MICALL2, whose product is annotated as MICAL like 2. Gene Ontology annotation, molecular function: protein binding. The transcript has 17 exons. NCBI's taxonomy places the organism in Eukaryota, Metazoa, Chordata, Mammalia, Primates, Hominidae. The coding region runs from base 417 to 3503 and encodes 1028 amino acids. The record is from RefSeq and is a predicted model, not a curated record.
GGCUUCUCUUAGGGACCCGGCACUCGUCGCCCUCAGUCCGGCUCAGCUGGGGCUGGGCGCCGUGGGUCUGGCGGUGCCGUAGCGGUCCCAGCGUCUGUCCCGCCGGCCGGGCGGUAGCGGCACAGCCGCGGGAAGGUGUCGGAGGGCGGUUCCGCCGCGCGGCGGGCGCGCCGCCCACAUGGCGGCCAUCAGGGCGCUGCAACAGUGGUGCCGGCAGCAGUGCGAGGGCUACCGCGACGUGAAUAUCUGCAACAUGACCACGUCGUUCCGCGACGGCCUGGCCUUCUGCGCCAUCCUGCACCGCCACCGGCCCGACCUCAUCCCCCCAUCCUGGCCUCGGUUUCUCUGUUUGGGCAAGAUGACCUCUGAGGCCCUCCAGCCCCUCCCUUCGUGGACUCUGAGCCGCUUUGGACAUCAUGUUUUUAUCUUCCAGAAACUUCAAUGCUCUCAAGAAGGAAAAUAUUUAUGAAAACAAUAAACUGGCCUUCCGCGUGGCCGAGGAGCACUUGGGCAUCCCAGCCUUGCUGGAUGCCGAGGACAUGGUGGCCCUGAAGGUGCCUGACCGGCUGAGCAUCCUGACCUACGUGUCCCAGUAUUACAACUACUUCCACGGCCGCUCCCCCAUUGGGGGCAUGGCAGGCGUGAAGAGGGCCUCGGAGGACUCUGAGGAGGAGCCGUCAGGGAAGAAGGCUCCAGUCCAGGCGGCCAAGCUGCCCUCGCCCGUCCCAGCCCGGAAGUCUCCACUAUCUCCAGCCCAGACAAACCCUGUGGUCCAGAGGAGGAAUGAGGGUGCAGGGGUCCCGCCCCCCAAGACUGACCAGGCAUUGGCGGGCAGCUUGGUCAGCAGCACCUGCGGGGUCUGCGGCAAGCACGUGCACCUGGUACAGCGGCACCUGGCCGAUGGGAGACUCUACCACCGGAGCUGCUUCAGGUGUAAGCAGUGCUCCUGCACGCUGCACUCGGGGGCCUACAGGGCCACAGGAGAGCCGGGCACCUUCGUCUGCACCAGCCACCUCCCCGCAGCCGCCUCUGCAAGCCCCAAGUUGACGGGUCUGGUCCCCCGACAGCCAGGGGCCAUGGGUGUGGAUUCCAGGACCUCCUGUUCCCCACAGAAGGCCCAGGAGGCAAACAAGGCCAGGCCGUCGGCCUGGGAGCCUGCUGCGGGCAACUCGCCUGCCAGGGCUUCCGUUCCAGCUGCACCCAACCCUGCAGCCACCAGCGCCACGUCCGUCCACGUGAGGAGCCCAGCCAGGCCCUCUGAGAGCCGCCUGGCCCCCACUCCCACGGAGGGGAAAGUCCGCCCUCGUGUGACCAAUAGCUCCCCGAUGGGCUGGUCGUCAGCUGCCCCGUGCACAGCAGCGGCUGCCUCCCAUCCCGCUGUGCCCCCGAGUGCCCCAGACCCUCGCCCGGCCACACCCCAGGGCGGGGGAGCCCCCCGAGUGGCAGCUCCUCAAACCACGCUCAGUUCAAGCUCCACAUCUGCAGCCACAGUGGACCCCCCAGCCUGGACCCCGUCCGCCUCCAGGACCCAGCAGGCCCGGAAUAAGUUUUUCCAAACAUCAGCAGUGCCCCCCAGCACCAGCCUUGCUGGCAGAGGUCCCACCCCGUCACUUGCUCUAUCCAAGGACAGCAGCAAGGAGCAGGCGCGGAACUUCCUCAAGCAGGCCCUCUCAGCGCUGGAAGAGGCUGGCACUCCGGCGCCUGGCAGGCCUUCCCCAGCCACUGCCCCUGUUCCCAGUUCUCAGCCCAAAACUGAAGCAGCACAAGCAAGUCCCUUAGCCAAGCCGUUGCAGUCCUCGUCUCCCCGGGCGCUUGGCCUCCCUUCGAGGAUGGAACCGCCAGCCCCCCUGAGCACGAGCAGUACCUCUCAGGCAUCCGUGUUGCCCCCGGCAGGCAGGAGGAACUUGGCUGAAUCCUCAGGGGUCGGCAGGGUGGGUGCUGGCUCCAGGCCGAAGCCAGAGGCCCCGAAGGCAAAGGGUAAAAGCACCACCUUAACGCAGGACAUGAGCGCCAGCCCCCAGGAAGGCCAGGAGGAUGGGCCGGCAGGAUGGAGAGCGAAUCUGAAGCCCGUGGACAGGAGAAGCCCAGCUGAGAGGACUCUGAAGCCCAAGGAACCACAGGCCCUGGCAGAGCCGAGGGCGGGGGAGGCCCCCAGGAAGGUCUCAGGCAGCUUUGCUGGGAGUGUCCACAUCACCCUGACCCCCGUGAGGCCUGACAGGACCCCACGCCCAGGCAGCCCAGGACCCAGCCUCCCAGCCAGGUCCCCCUCCCCACCCCGCCGCAGGAGACUGGCCGUCCCUGCCAGCCUCGACGUUUCUGACAACUGGCUUCGGCCGGAGCCCCCUGGCCAGGAAGCCCGAGUGCAGAGCUGGAAGGAGGAGGAGAAGAAACCCCACCUUCAGGGCAAACCAGGGAGACCCUUGUCCCCGGCCAAUGUCCCUGCUCUGCCUGGCGAGACGGUGACCUCCCCAGUCAGGCUGCACCCCGACUACCUCUCCCCGGAGGAGAUACAGAGGCAGCUGCAGGACAUCGAGAGGCGGCUGGACGCCCUGGAGCUCCGUGGCGUGGAGCUGGAGAAGCGACUGCGGGCGGCCGAGGGAGAUGACGCUGAGGAUAGCCUCAUGGUGGACUGGUUCUGGCUCAUUCACGAGAAGCAGCUUCUGCUGAGACAGGAGUCAGAGCUGAUGUACAAGUCCAAGGCCCAGCGUCUGGAGGAGCAGCAGCUGGACAUCGAGGGCGAGCUGCGCCGGCUCAUGGCCAAGCCCGAGGCUCUGAAGUCACUGCAGGAGCGGCGGCGGGAGCAGGAGCUGCUGGAGCGGUACGUGAGCACCGUGAACGACCGCAGUGACAUCGUGGACUCGCUGGACGAGGACCGGCUCCGGGAACAAGAGGAGGAUCAGAUGCUGCGGGACAUGAUUGAGAAGCCUCCAGAGGAAGAAGUCCAAGUUCGGCUUGUCCAAGAUCUGGUCACCAAAAAGCAAAAGCAAAAGCAGCCCCUCCCAGUAGUAGCCAGUAGGGCCGUGGGCUCGGCCCGGACCUGGCAUCCGGACUUGGACUCGGGGCCAUGGGCUUGGCCCGGACCCGGAACCCGGACUUGGACUCGGGGCCAUGGGCUCGGCCCGGACCCGGCAUUCGGACUUGGACUCGGGAAGGGCCUCCUGUCCCUACAAGGGGCAUGUGGACAGCAGGGACCUGCGCUACCGUCUGUGGUCUCAAUAAAGAAACCGACCACAUGGCCCCGGCCUCCUACGUGCCUCCGUGUUUGCCUCGGUGCCCCUGGGCGGCCCCCCACCUGCCUGGGGUCUCGCCUGCCUCCCAGCUCUUGCCUGCAGGACGGACGUGCUCUGUGGCCUCGGGCAGGAGCCGACCCUCUCAGGGCCUGGCCCUCGAAGGUGGGCCCUUUCAUAGCUUCCUGGCACAGAUGGGCUGGUGGGAGCCUCAGAGGAGACGUCGGUACAGGCUGGAGACUUUGGGUGCUGGGUCGCCAUGUAUCCGUGGCCUGAGAGCUGUGACCUCGUUCUCCCAGGACUGGGGCUGGGAUGGGGGAUUGUGAGCAGUGGCCCCUGGUCAGGGAGACUUCCUGGUGGCCAGGGCAG